Molecule: messenger RNA, 999 nt
Organism: Asterias rubens (European starfish)
Lineage: Eukaryota; Metazoa; Echinodermata; Asteroidea; Forcipulatida; Asteriidae
Product: galanin receptor type 1-like
Exons: 2
Coding region: 1-999 (332 amino acids)
Biological process (GO): G protein-coupled receptor signaling pathway
Cellular component (GO): membrane
Molecular function (GO): G protein-coupled receptor activity
Source: RefSeq, a predicted model, not a curated record
AUGGUCGAGGGAGACGUAGCAGCAACAGAAGAUGCUUUCGCCAAACUCGUCUUAGCUCUCUACGGCAUAAUCUGCGUGGUUGGUAUCACUGGUAACUUACUGGUUGCCAUCGUACUCCUCCGUGUGCCGUCGCUUCGGUCUAACACCAGUGAUUUCUUAUUGCAUCUUGCAAUCGCAGAUUCCCUAGUCAGUCUUCUGGUCAUUCCUUAUUUUAUGGUUCAAAGGUCAACCUCUGCGAACCCCGGAAUCUUCGGUGAAUUUUUGUGCCGUUUUUACACCUCUCAGUUCGUAUUCUGGUGUCUCGCCACGGUUUCUGUAAUGAGUUUGAUCGCCGUCAAUGUGGAGCGUUACGUAGCCAUCGUUAGCCCCCAUAAGUACAAGACAGUGUUUACUAAACAGAAUAAAUACAUCAUGAUUCUUGCCAUUUGGAUUCUGGCCGUGUUAACCGAAUCCACUGUUUUCAUUUUUAAUGGAAUUGAUGAUAACGAAUGUAUUUUCAUAGGCUGGCCAAGUAGAGUAGCUCAACUUGGAUUCGGCCUGUAUGGUUUCGCACUCAAGUUCCUUGGUCCUUUGACCGUGAUGGUGUAUGCGCAAGAAAAAUGCAUCUCUACUCUGAACAGACAAGUCAAGACACUUACGAGUCGAUCUGCCGCUAUCGCUAAUCCACGUGAUCAGCGUGAAAUGUGGCAACUCCGUGCGUCUCAAACCCUUGUGAAAACCCUCCUGGCAUGCGUCAUUACAUUUGCUGUGUGCUGGGCGCCAAACCAAAUCUGGUUCCUGCUUUUCAACGUUGACGUCCCACUGACGCCAGGAGGUCCUUUCCACCACAUCACUAUCAUCCUAGCCGUGGGUAAUUCCUGUGUGAAUCCAGUCAUCUACACCAUGACGAACAAGCCGUUCCGUAAAGGAAUAAUGGAAGCCUUCUGUAAGCAGCGGGAUUCGAACCAGGUGGGAGACAUUGGAGUCCCCACGGGGACUGCAUCUACUGAGACCAUUUGA